Messenger RNA from Adineta steineri, 2493 nucleotides. NCBI's taxonomy places the organism in Eukaryota, Metazoa, Rotifera, Eurotatoria, Adinetida, Adinetidae. The record is from the annotation of a GenBank genome assembly.
AUGGAGAAUCUUGCAGCGAAUAUAAAACAGAAGUUAACUGGUACUUCAUUCGACACACCUUCUGAAAAAUCAUCACCAACAGGUCCUAGUAUAUUAAAUGAUUUUCGUAAAAUUCAAAUGCCUACAGCUAAAAUGGGCUUAGGAUCAACGGAAGGUGAUUUAAUUUAUAUGGUAAAAAAAUAUCUCGAAAUUGUUGGGCUGGUUGUCUUUGUUUGGAUUCUCGGUUACUAUCACUUCAGUGUUUCAUGGAUAUUACUUAUUGUAUUUAUAUAUUUAUUUCGUCAACAUCAACGAACAAAAUCUAAAGAACGACAUAAAAUGCUCACUGAAAUAAAUAAGAAUGAAGAACAUUAUAUAAAAGCUCGUUUAGAAGAAUUACCAUCAUGGGUUUUCUUUCCUGAUGUUGAACGAGCUGAAUGGGUAAAUCGAAUAAUUAAACAAGCAUGGCCAUAUGCAAAUAAAUAUAUUGAUAAAGCAAUUUUUCGUGAUGUUAUGGUACCAAUGAUACGUGGAACACAUCCAGCAUUAGCUGAUUUUUCAUUUGAAAAACUUGAUCUCGGAGAAAUUCCACCAAGAAUUGGUGGUGUGAAAGUUUAUACUGAUAAUAUUCGAGAUCAAAUUAUGAUGGAUAUUGAAGUUUUUUAUGCUGGUGAUGCACAUAUCAAAUCUAAGGUGAAAGGAAUUGUAUGUGGUGUUAAAGACAUACAAUUUGUUGGUGAUCUAAGAGUUAUUCUAAGUCCAUUGAUUAAUACAAUCCCAUUAUUUGGUGCUGUUACGUAUUUUUUUCUUCGAAAACCAAGUAUUGAUUUUAAAUUAACCGAUGCUGGAACAUUAGUAGAUAUACCUGGACUUAAUGAUUUAAUGCUUGUUCAAAUAAAUGAUAUUGUUGCAUCAAUGAUGGUAUUACCUAAUCGACAAGUUUUCCCAUUAGUUGCUGAUUUACAAGUUGGAUAUUUACGUUAUUCGAAUCCACAAGGUGUUGUUCGAGUUAUUGUUCUUCAAGCACGUGAUCUUGUUAAAUCGGAUAUUACACUUUUGGGUAAAGGCAAAAGUGAUCCAUUUGUUAAAGUUAAAGCUCAAGGUAAUGAAUAUAAAACAAAAACAAUUAAUAAUACAUCCGAACCACAUUGGAAUGAAGUAUUUGAAUUUGUUAUUGAACAAAAUGAAACUGAUUCAGUAGAAUUUGAAGUCUAUGAUGAAGAUCCGGGUAAAGAUGAUUUUAUUGGAAGAGCUCAAUUUCCAAUCAAUACUUUACUUGAUAAAGAAGCUGUUACUACAUGGUUAACAUUAAAAGAUGUUAAAAAAGGUUCAAUCAAUGUUUGUCUUCAAUAUUUUACAUUAACAACAGAAAAAUCUACACUUGAUAUUAUUGAACAAACUAAUAAUCAAAUGGUUAAACAAGAAAAACUAUCUAAAGCUCUUCUUGUUGUUUUUAUUGAUCGAUGUACUAAUCUUCCUCGUUCAAAGAAAACUCGUCGAGAACCAAAUCCAUUUUGUACAAUUCAAGUUGAUACAAAUGAAGUUAAAACUCAUACAUUUGAAUCUCAAACAAAUCCAUUAUUCGAACAUAUCUCACAUAUAUUAUGCUCAAAUCCAAUUCAACAACAAUUAAAAAUUCAAGUACAUGAUGCACGUUCAAAUAAUGAAGUUAUUGCAUAUUUCGAAAUACCAGUCAAACAAAUAUUAAAUAUGGAUAAUAUGACAAUCGAUUCACAAGAAUUUCCAUUAAAAAGUUCAUCGGAACCUUUAGAUAGAGCAUCAAUUGUUCUUCGUUUAUCUCUUCAUGUUUUAUCACCUGUACGUUCAAGUUCUAGUCCAGUGCAAUUACCAUCACCAACAAAUAGCCUUCGAUCAUUUGAUAGUUUCACAAAACAAAAUUCUUUGACAGAAUCAUCAAACAAAUCAUCAUUGGAACACAAUUCAUCAAUAGAUCGUACACCUUCAGAUCAUCAACAUCAUCUUGACCCAAUAUCUGAACACUUUACACCAUCGCACGAUAAAACUCUUUUGGUUUCUGAUGAUCCUGAUCUUGAAUCAGCACCAUUUGGCCAAAUAAAACUUGGUAUUCGUUAUACAGUUAAUCGAAAAUCUUUAUCUGUAACUAUAUAUGCGUGCAAAAAUCUUAUUCAUGUUCAUAAUCAAAGUCUACCUGAUGCAUAUAUACGUGUUUAUCUGAUGCCAGAUUUUAAAAAAGAUAAAAAGAAAACAAAAUCUGUUCAUGAUUCAACUAGUCCAGUUUAUGAUGAUUUAUUUGAAUGGUCAGCGCCAUUAAAUGACAUUCAUCGACAACACCUUUUUAUAAGUGUGAAAAAUAAUUCACCUUUAUUUGGAAAUGAACAAACUUAUAUGGGAGAUAUUCAAGUUGAUUUAUCAAAUCUUGAUCCGGAAAAAAAUAGCAUUGCUUGGUAUGCUUUACAUGAACCAAAUACAAGUUCUGCUGGAUUAAUAAAAAUAAAAUAUGAUCCAAAUGACCAUAAUACUUCACAUUUUUAG